Molecule: messenger RNA, 866 nt
Organism: Cicer arietinum (chickpea)
Lineage: Eukaryota; Viridiplantae; Streptophyta; Magnoliopsida; Fabales; Fabaceae
Product: auxin-binding protein ABP19a-like
Molecular function (GO): manganese ion binding
Source: RefSeq, a predicted model, not a curated record
AAUUGACGAUAUAGACACACACACAACACUUUCUACAACAACAAAAUGAAGACAAUUCUAACUAUCUUCUUCAUUUUUUCUCUUCUUUCCCUCUCUCACGCAUCAGUAGUAGAUUUUUGUGUAGCAGAUUACACAUUUCCAAAUGGCCCCGCAGGAUACUCUUGCAAAAAACCAUCAAAAGUAACCGCGGAUGACUUUGUUUACCACGGCUUAAGCGCAGGUGGUAACACCACAAACAUUAUAAAAGCCGCGGUUACACCUGCAUUCGACGCGCAAUUCCCAGGUGUAAAUGGCCUGGGAAUUUCCAUUGCGCGUCUAGAUUUAGCUGCAGGUGGAGUUAUUCCGCUCCACACGCACCCGGGCGCUUCGGAAGUGUUGGUGGUUGUUCAAGGAAAAAUUUGUGCCGGUUUUGUUUCGUCCGACAAUACCGUUUACCUUAAAACACUUUAUAAAGGUGAUGUUAUGGUUUUUCCACAAGGGUUGUUGCAUUUUCAAAUUAAUGGUGGUGGUUCUAAUGCACUUGCUUUUGUGAGCUUUAGUAGUCCUAAUCCUGGUUUGCAGAUUUUGGAUUUUGCUUUGUUUAAAAGUGAUUUUCCAACUGAGUUGAUUACUGCUACUACUUUUAUUGAUGCUGCUGUUGUGAAGAAGCUUAAGGGUGUUCUUGGAGGUAGUGGUUAAAUUAAUGAUUGUCCAUGUAAGAGUGUGUUCUCUUUUGUUGUUGGAUUUGUGUCAUUGUGUUGUUUGUUUUUGUGUCAAGUUAGUUUUGAGUUUUAAGGAAGAUAACUUUAGGAAUUUGUGACAUGAGAUGAAUAAAUGUAUGUGUGGUAUUUUCUUGCAUAUUGGAAUAUAUUUUAUUUUUUUUACUA